Molecule: messenger RNA, 1069 nt
Organism: Anopheles nili
Lineage: Eukaryota; Metazoa; Arthropoda; Insecta; Diptera; Culicidae
Exons: 2
Coding region: 1-1044 (347 amino acids)
Source: RefSeq, a predicted model, not a curated record
AUGCAUUUCCAUCGCGACCAGUUCGUUGUGCUGUUGCUCAUUUACACAUUGGCUGUGAAAAGCUUCGUUUUGGCACAACAAUUAGCCACUAGAAAUGAAUCUCAAGCCGAACCUCGGCCAACCUCCCGUCGAGGACCACGAUUUCUCGGCCUACUGGGACUGCUCACCGGACUCACGCUCGUCGAUUCGCUCGACGACGACAGUGACCGACCGCGUCGAUCCGGCUACGUAAAGAUCGACGUUGGCCGACCAUCCACUCUCGAUCCUUUCUAUGGUGCGUAUGGUUACAGCGCACCGUACUGGACCGGUGCCGGCGGAUCGUCGAUCAACAUAAAAAUACCUUUCCGACCGGGCGGAAGUGAAUUCGAAACAAUGGCGGUGUUUCCGUUUCCGGUACCAUUUCCCCAGGUCGGUCCAACCCACUUCGGUGCCUCAGCGGUAGCCACAAUCGAACCACGACCGUCUUUAUUCGCCGAUACUAUCCCAAACGUAUCGAGCGCUGCGGGAUCAGGGGUACAAUCCGAUGAAGUGGAGCAACAGCCAGCUACGCGAAAGCAAAAGCUUACAUUAAAAAAACCCACCACAAACGGUGGACGCUUGAGCCCACCUCGAACAAUCCGCAGCACGACCCAGUCGGAGGCGGACGAUGGCGAUGAUACCGGUACCGUUGAAGCGCCUGAAACAACCGACACGAUCGAGCCACAGGACCCACCAGUGCCGAUGAUCGAGCAGACUGACGUCUCGACCGCUAAUACAUCGUCCGAUCAACCAGCUACUACGGAGCAGACCGAACCAGCCGAACCGGCAUCGAUCGUACAAGCGGAGAUCAAUUACGUCACCCAGCCAGCGAUUCCGGCCUCCUAUCGCGUGCACCCGCACAGCCUCACCAACGUAGCCACGAUCGAGCUGACAACGUCAACUCCUUUCGCCAACGAGGACACGUUUCAGCCAAGCCACACCGACCAAUGGCGGAAUUAUUACAGCAGUUUCGCUCAGCACCACCGGCAGCUAGGCUUUCUACCGAUCGCACUUCCCGCUUCCUGAUCACUCAAUAAAAACCCAUUCACCC